Messenger RNA from Gossypium arboreum, 1621 nucleotides. Its product is annotated as MADS-box protein FLOWERING LOCUS C-like. Gene Ontology annotation, molecular function: RNA polymerase II cis-regulatory region sequence-specific DNA binding; protein dimerization activity; DNA-binding transcription factor activity, RNA polymerase II-specific. The record is from RefSeq and is a predicted model, not a curated record. NCBI's taxonomy places the organism in Eukaryota, Viridiplantae, Streptophyta, Magnoliopsida, Malvales, Malvaceae. The transcript has 2 exons. The coding region runs from base 261 to 1022 and encodes 253 amino acids. Gene Ontology annotation, biological process: regulation of transcription by RNA polymerase II.
GUCUUGUUUUGACCAGAAAUAUAUAUAAAAACUCAGGAGAACUAUAUUAGUAUAAAUAGAGAUAUAGAUCCUAAUAAAUUUGCAAAUCGAAAACAAGUUUCCUCAAAAGAUUUCCUUCAUAAAUUGCCGACCUACUCUCAUCUCUCUACAGACAACCCCGCCGCAAGAGAUACCUCUCACAAGCCCUCUGUCCCACCCUCCUAAGCGCUCUCUUGCAUUCAAGUUUCCGACAGGAAAGCAAAUUUAUCAUAUCAGAACAGAUGGGCAAACGUAGGACGGAGAUGAAGCUGAUAGAGAAUGAGAAGGCUCGUAAGAGAGUUUUCGAAAAGAGAAGGACUAAUUUGUUAAAGAAGGCCAAGGAGUUAUCAAUUCUUUGUGAUAUCAAGCUACUGCUCAUCAUCUAUGAACAUGGUAAAGUAAAAGCUGAGAUUUGGCCCCAUAAUAAUGUGGAAGCUGAACAAAUCAUCGAGUGGUUCAAGCAGCGGCGUAUUGACAAAACAGCUUGUGAUUCUUCCGCAAGUAAGAGGAGAAGAUUUGGUGACAAAUUUGAUAUAUUGGAUCACAAGAAUAUGGUCAAUCACUACUCCGAGAAUCAACUUCGAAACUUGAUUUUCGAAUUGGAUGCAAAGAUUGCUGCUGUUAUGAACGUAAUUCAAUCAAAACUGGUUCUUAAGGGAGGAGCUGGAUCACCAAAGAACAAGGGGAAGGGAAAGGAAGCUGUUAUCUACCAAGAACCGAUUAAAACCCCACAACACCAGAGUUUUCAGACAUAUUGGCCAAAGAAAAAUUUUAUUAGCUAUCCUGAGUUUGAAAAUAGUAGUAGUAUUCCGUAUGUUCCAUUGCCGGUUCAUUAUGUUGAUCCAUCUUCGAUACAAUCACCUUACAAGGAUGCUAAUUCCUCGAUGGGUUACUACGACCCUAACGUUCACCCUGUUCUUCCAUGCAUUUAUUAUCCAAAGAUGCCUGGUUUUCCCCCUCAGAUGAAUGCUUCAGACUUGGGUUUCUUUCCUCCUUUCAAUUGAUUUUUUUUUCCUUCCCUUUUUUAGGAUUUCUGGAAAUACAUUAUAGUAUUGAUAUUCUUGGAUAAGUGCUGUUUUGUUUUCAUUGGUUAUGACUAUUAUAGGGUCUAGUUGCUUCUGUUUGAAAGUAUUAUAUAGAUGAAAAACAUAUUAUGAAACUCAGUGACAUUGGCUCUGACAUUAUUUUAUUUUAAAGGAGUAAACUCUGUUAUGUUGACAAUAUAUCAAACACCUGGUCUGCAUGCAACUCUCACAAAAAAGAAGAAGAAAAGAACACGAGAACACUUGUUGAAAACCAGUACAAAUCCAUUCAGUACUCAACACAAUUGAAACAUAGCAACAUUGUUCGGCUUCCUAAGAAAUCAAAAAUUUUCUGUUGGAAUCGGAACUAUCUUUAGACAAGUUGGACUCCAAAGAUUCUAAACUAAAACCAUAACCAAUACCCUGUCCAAAUCCGAACCCAAACCCAAUACCACAACCAGCUCCAACCCCAAACGCAAGCCUCAAAUGGUUCCAAGGCCACCCACCAUACCCAAUUCCCCCAACCAAGCCGAAACCAACUCCAACGCCACAACCGAUCCCAGCACCGCCGCCUGGGCCUA